AUGACCAAAUCCAACAUCUCAAAGCGAAAGCACGCAUCGCGGCGUGCAACUAGAUACGCUUCUUGGAAGAGAAGUAUGCGGAGCCGUCGUCUCGACAAGUUUACAUAUCGGCGCCGCACUGCGGAAAUCGGGUCUCACAAGAUAAAGCAGAGUAAGAUUGACCUUGAUCCCGCUGUCGGGAUCAGCCACGAUACCAGUCCCAACCGACCCAGUGUGGAAAUUACGGCUAAUCGUGAUGUUUUAGGAUCCACCGCACGGGCGCUGGCCGGCAAUAUUGGCAGCGGGAUACUCAAAGCAGCAUCCGGAAUCGGGGCAUCCAUUUCCCUAACUCAACUGGCCCCAACUGCGGCGGCACCGCCUAUUGAUGCGUGCGACGCAGAUGCUCCCACAUCAUUGAGCGCUACCUCUGAGCGGGCUGUUAUAGAGGGAGCGACCGAUACAUGGGUGAGUGCCGUUGCCGACUCGGUCAGUGCUUUGCUGGCAGCCCUGACCAGUACAAGGGAUACAAAGCGCAUUGAGGAGCACGCAGAUAUCUGUCGGGUAAAUGACAUGUCCUUGGAGAUAACGUCGAUGAUCAACGACGUUGUCAAAGCUUCCCCUGGCAGUACGGAGAGCGGCCGUGGAAUUGCCGAAGUGGUAUUCCAAUUCGCGAAGACAUUCAGUGAAACUAUGUCUGAAACUGCAGCCAAAGCUGAAAAUUCAGACGACGGCACCGCAUUUGUCAAUAUGGUACGAAAAGCACGAGUGAACUUCAACGCCGCAUAUGGCCGACUUGAAGCCGCGCUCAAAGUCAAACCCGAGUGUCGCAGGCAGCCGUCGCCUGUCACCUGUUAA
Sporothrix brasiliensis 5110 is the source of this 834-nucleotide messenger RNA. RefSeq lists its product as uncharacterized. The record is from RefSeq and is a predicted model, not a curated record. The transcript has a single exon. The coding region runs from base 1 to 834 and encodes 277 amino acids. Lineage: Eukaryota; Fungi; Ascomycota; Sordariomycetes; Ophiostomatales; Ophiostomataceae.